AUGACAAAUGCAGAAACAGCAGACCCUAAUCAUGAAUUUUUUGUGCCACCUUCUGAUUGGGAUCAUCAGAAAGAAAGUGACACGAUAAUUCUUAUGCUUCCAGGGUUUAGGAAGGAGGAAUUGAAGGUUCAAGUGUCCUCUAACCAAGUUCUAAAGUUGAGUGGUGCAAGAAAGAUCAGUGACAACAAAUGGCGUCGAUUCCGCAAGGAAGUACCCCUUCACGAUUCUUAUGAAACCAGCGGAAUCAAUGCCAAGUUUGAAGCUGGAAUGCUAUAUGUAAAGCUUCCCAAAGUCAUCAAACCACAACCACCAACAAAACAAAAAUCCAAACCAGUUGCUCUUCAACAACUUGGUGAAAAAGAGCCAACAGAGGAUAAAACCGAAGAAUCCAAAACCGAGGAACAACCACCACCACCACCACCUCAAGAACCUAAGGCAGAUCCACAGAAGGAGAUGAGCAAAGCAGAAACUGAAGACAUAAACAGAACUUCUUAUGAAGCUCAGGAAAUGGGUGAAACCACCCAAACAACAUUCAAGGAGCAGACGGAAGAUCAUGAAGAUUCUGAAGAGAAGGUGGCCCAAUCACAAGCAAAAACAGAUGACAAAGAGAUGGAGGAAGCUAUAGCUUCUAAGGCUAAAGAAACUGGUCCUCAAGAGUUAAAGAGUAGUGUAGCCAACAUGAACAAAAUCCUUGACAUGAUUUCUCACAUGGUUUUGGAGGUUAAGAAGCAGAAAAAAGUGGCCAACUUGGUUAUUGUCUUUCUUGUGUUGUUCAUUGGACUCUACUUAAAGGGUGUGGUCAAGUCAUCUUUUGCAGGACCCAAAAACCGAGAGCUUUAA
Sphenostylis stenocarpa is the source of this 840-nucleotide messenger RNA. The record is from the annotation of a GenBank genome assembly. NCBI's taxonomy places the organism in Eukaryota, Viridiplantae, Streptophyta, Magnoliopsida, Fabales, Fabaceae.